Molecule: messenger RNA, 591 nt
Organism: Macrosiphum euphorbiae (potato aphid)
Lineage: Eukaryota; Metazoa; Arthropoda; Insecta; Hemiptera; Aphididae
Source: the annotation of a GenBank genome assembly
AUGGUACAUACAGUGAAAAGACAAGUGAACGAUAUGAAUACUACUAAUGAUUUGAACGACGAUCAGGAUGCAACCUGGGGAGGCAAAAGAACUAGGUAUAUAUACAACUACACUAUGGAAUGUACAGAUGAUUUGAUUUCCAACACAGAAGAUGAUUCAGAUGUCACGGAAAGUGUACAUAGUGUUCAAUCAAAAACUACAAUGGAAGCAAUAAGCGAAGCAGAUCUUUCUUCAGUUAAGAGUUGUGGAAGCAAUUGUAACUGCAAUAGCCAAACUAACCACACGGAAUUUGAUGUGGUCAGCACAUCAUCUUCUUGCCAUAAUAUUGAAACUAAUUCUUCAGAUUCCUCAACGUUGAUAGAUUUUAAGGUGACCAAUAAUAUUAUAAAUAGUGAUAUACCAGACAAUGGGUACAAUCCGGAGGACACGGAUGGAAGGGUAACUACUCCAAAAACAGAGUUACCACCUCCGGCGUGCUUUAAAACGUGCUUGCAAUGCCGAAAAGAAAACCCCAAUCCCUACUUCCAAUACUGUUUUGUUUGUUUUCGAAUGAAUUACACAACACACAUGUGUGUGUUGGUAUGUCAGUAG